This is a messenger RNA of Scophthalmus maximus (turbot), 2339 nucleotides long. RefSeq names its product palmitoyltransferase ZDHHC7. Gene Ontology annotation, molecular function: protein-cysteine S-palmitoyltransferase activity. Gene Ontology annotation, biological process: peptidyl-L-cysteine S-palmitoylation; protein targeting to membrane. The record is from RefSeq and is a predicted model, not a curated record. The coding region runs from base 262 to 1068 and encodes 268 amino acids. NCBI's taxonomy places the organism in Eukaryota, Metazoa, Chordata, Actinopteri, Pleuronectiformes, Scophthalmidae. Gene Ontology annotation, cellular component: Golgi apparatus; endoplasmic reticulum. The transcript is spliced from 8 exons.
GGGGUUCCACCUCGGGUGGGGGAAAAAGUAGAGCUUUUAGACGCCUCUAUUAUGUUUCAACAUUUGAAAUACGCUGCAAUGUAGAUGUUGCUUCUUAGUGUAGUAUCAUGAGGUUUUUAUAUAUUCAGCCGCAGAAUGACAACGACCUGCGGCGCUAACCGCGGGCAUUGUGUGAGUUUACAUGCCAGUGAUGUGACCCAGAGUGAAAACAGCUUGAAGAGAGGAGAUAAUGUCAUAAAGUAGACGCACUGUGAAGGCAGAAUGUCCUCAAGCCACCGUCUAAGGGAUAUGGAGCAACAGCGCCCCCUGCUGGACGGGGAGGAGGAAGCGGAGGAGGUGGUGGCGGAGAGGAGUUCCCGAAUCGAGGUUAAGCAGCUAUGGUUCAUCCAGGACUGCUGUGGCAUGGUGUGUGCCUUCAUCACCUGGUUCCUGGUCUUCUUCGCUGACUUUGUGGUCACCUUCGUCAUGCUGCUUCCCUCCAGGAGCUUCUGGUACGCUGUGAUCAACGGGGUGGUCUUCAACAGCCUGGCUGUGCUGGCGCUGGCUUCCCACCUGCGCACCAUGCUGACCGACCCAGGAGCUGUUCCUAAAGGAAAUGCCACUAAGAAAUAUGUGGACAGUCUGCAGCUGAAACCAGGCAAGGUCAUCUACAAAUGUCCUAAAUGCUGCAGCAUCAAACCUGAGAGGGCUCAUCACUGCAGUAUCUGUGAACGCUGCAUCCGCAAAAUGGACCACCACUGUCCCUGGGUCAACAACUGUGUCGGAGAGAAGAACCAGCGCUUCUUCGUCCUCUUCACUGUUAAGUCCAUUUAUGACAACAACAAAAAAAAUGUUUUGAUGUACAUCGCUGCAAUCUCCAGUCACGCUCUGGCUCUCUGCGGGUACCAGUUCAUCACCUGCAUCAGAGUCCAGUGGAGAGAGUGCAGCGAUUUCUCUCCUCCAGUGACGAUGAUGCUGAUGAUCUUCCUCUGCAUGGAAGGCCUCCUCUUCUUCACCUUCACAGCUGUCAUGUUCUGUACUCAGCUCCACUCCAUCUGCAACGAUGAAACGCAACAUUGGAUGGGAUGACACUGAUCCAGAUACAAUUUUUUAAGAUGACCAUAUUACCAGUGCUUUCAAUGGGACUACAUAUCACACUGAAGGCUACUGUGGUAUGUAAACAACAACAGGUAAAAUUGCCCGUGGUGAUUCAUAUGAAGAAACAGAAAACAAUACAAACAUCCCUUUAUAUUAAAUUUAAAAAAAAUUAAACAUCCACACCCUCAUUUGACCCACAACAAAUUAAAAAAAAAGAUAUAUAUAUACACAUUAUCCAUAUACAGUAGGGUUUGAACAAAGUACAUUCACAGUUCUUCACCCAAAGUUUGAAGCCAUGCUUUUAUUAGGUGGAUCUGAAGUCUGGCUCUGAAGUCUGGCUCUGAAGUCUGGCUUUGCUUUGCUGUUGAUGAGUGAGAGUGAUUUUUUCUCUGCCAGAAGAAUCUGUGUCUCUACUCUUUCUGUUUCCUCUCUAAGAAGAAAGAUCUUUAGAAUGAGUGACUGAGUGGACAUACAACAGAGGAUGCAAUUAUAUGAAAUUAAAUUAAUAUAACAUUUUAAAUAACCCUAAAUUUAAUAUUUUUUGUCUGAUUUGGAGGAUCAUUUGAGGUGGACAAAAUACUUUUAUUUAACCUCAAUGUACAGAAAGACUAAUUUCUACUUAAUCUACUUUAAUUCUGUAAUUGUGAAAAAAAUAAAAAUCUGUGCAAAAUAUGAAUAAAUGUAUAUAUACUACAUGAUAUAAAUGUUUAUUUGACCAAUUUCAAAGUUUCAUAACAUUAUGUUCCUGAAAUCCAGUCUGAAUCCCCCAUUCUGCUGGGAUCAGAAUAAUCCUGAUUUUAUCCCAAUCCCAAUAACCCGUUUUGAACAACGCAAACUGAAGGUUUGAUCUGGAUUAAAAUCAAGAUUGGUUUACAUAAUCUAAUCCAAAUCCAUAAUCUGUUUCUAGUUUUGAACAACCCAUUGGAUUUGAUCCAAUCCAUUAUCCAAAAUCAAGUCAGAUAACGGGACAGCCCUGACUACAUGUGUGAACGCACCACAGACACAUUGAAGGACACACUUCUCAAGUGACGUUCCCUGCAUAAUCCUCAUUCGCGCUCACGUCGGAUCAACUGACUGAAGUUUUCAAGAAUAUUCACGAAGAGUUUUACUCAGCUUUAUUUGUUUGUUCACCGAUCUCCUUCUUACAGCACACAUAGGCAAACCAGGCAGGCUCUCGAAAAGUAGUCCACUGACUCGAUCGUAGUGAUCUUACUGAUACUGUUACAUCUGCCAUAAGCCUAUAUCAGACUCACAUGUACUGU